Molecule: messenger RNA, 540 nt
Organism: Colletotrichum godetiae
Lineage: Eukaryota; Fungi; Ascomycota; Sordariomycetes; Glomerellales; Glomerellaceae
Exons: 2
Coding region: 290-532 (80 amino acids)
Source: RefSeq, a predicted model, not a curated record
AGUUUCCGGUUGCGUAUGUGACACAGUAGUUCUGAGAGUUUGAAAUUAAGAACCAGAAUGAGAUUAUGACGCUGUCUUCUGGUUGUAAGAUACUGGUAUUUAAGCUUCUCGACAUCACUGUUCAUCUCCAAGAAACCCGCAUUUCCAAACAUGCCUCAAUGUCAGCCUCAAGCCGACACCUUCAAGGAGCCCUCCAGCAAAGCCGAGGCCAAGCAGCAGAUGGCAGAGCAGCAAUAGGAGGAGAGGAAAGAACACUCCAAUAGUGGUGCGAACACGCAGACGGGUCACCAUGCAAACAUUGUCAAGGAACCUAAGCAAGACUGAGGAAUCAUUCCUUGGGAAAACAUCAAGACAUAUAAAGCGGUUUUGUACCCUUUUGACAAUUUAUCUUCUCUCGAUCAUCUUUCUCCAUGCUAAUGAUGUCGAUCUGAAUGUUGAAAUGAAGUCAGUAAGGGAAUACUCCCGUAAUAUUGCGAUUCACCGAUAUAGUCGAGUAAUGAUUGACAUCAUUUUGAAUCCUUCUAAUCUCUAAGUCUUCCU